Asterias rubens (European starfish) is the source of this 2633-nucleotide messenger RNA. RefSeq names its product transmembrane protein 246-like. Gene Ontology annotation, molecular function: glycosyltransferase activity. Bases 609 to 1823 code for a protein of 404 amino acids. Gene Ontology annotation, biological process: GPI anchor biosynthetic process. The transcript has 2 exons. The record is from RefSeq and is a predicted model, not a curated record. NCBI's taxonomy places the organism in Eukaryota, Metazoa, Echinodermata, Asteroidea, Forcipulatida, Asteriidae. Gene Ontology annotation, cellular component: Golgi membrane.
UAAUACGUGUACACAAAUAUAAAGGAAUGGAGGAAAUUAGGGGUUGGUUGUUGAAGUUUUCUUCCAGUCCAGAGAAGAGAAGAUGUUCACCACCGCAGGAAAGCCUCCAGCUUUAGUUGAAGAUAACACAAGGCAGCUGUGGAGCACCACUACAUGAACUCUAAUGGCUGUUUGCACAUGUUUAGACCUCUGUGGUUAAUACAGAUACAUGCAUGCACCUUCAGUCAUACUGUAAAUGUUUGCAAUGACACUUCAUAAGCAGAAUGGGAAUUACAUCUUUGUCAUGUGAAGAACCCACCUUGCAGUCACACAAGUACUUUUACAAUAAAGAUUUGGAGAGAAGCUGCAAGUCAGUGACACCUCUUCUUCCUAGAGCAGCGUCAGGUGGUGUUAGGGCAGAGAUAACUCUUAGUGACGACUCAGCCACUAUUGUUUCACUGGUUUAAGUGUCCGAUAUGAUGAACCUACAUUCUACAUGUAGCUCAGUGAUCUUCGGACAUAAUAAUGGAAAUGAAGGGUCGAUCUUUAACCACCAGUUUGCAUUAUCGUAAGAUAAAUGCAAAUUAUAGUAAAUGAAACUGUUGAUAUUUUUGUGAGGAACAUCAACUAUGAAGAGAGCACAGUUUAGAACCCUACUUUAUGUAGUUGUCUUUAUGUACCUGAUGACAUUCUGUGUCGUUCUUCCCAUUGCCUGCUGGAAUCUUCCAUUCUCUCGUUAUUACUUUCAUCACAAGAGAACAGAAUCACUUGAACGAGCAGUCGCAAAGGAUGUUGCUAAGGGUCAAGCUGCAGAUACUUACUUUUCACAACUGAACCAGAUUGAGUCUUUAGCAUUUCAUGCCGAGGCUUUACAGAGCUCUUCUCCCAAGUAUGCGAUAGGUAUUAUCACCGUCAAACGUCAAUCUUCUGAGUUUGAGACAUACCAUCCACGAUAUCUUUCACGGGUUGUUGCAGAAUUUGACAGAUUAUUGAAAAUAUCUAAUCGAAAAGACAUCAUUCUGUUUAUAUGCAACGCUCAAACAGAUCCAAACGACCAUCAGGAGGCACAAAAUCUUACCAAAUACGUGACUUCAGUGGGGAAGAUAAAAAACGUCCGAAAAGAACUUACCCCUUAUUCCAAAAUCCGCGAGCAGGAAAAGAAGGAUUAUGUGUUCUGCAUGAAUGAAAUCCGGAAGUUCAAUGCAGAAUAUUCAAUCUUAGUUCAAGACGAUGCCGUUCCUUAUCCUCAAUUCAUCUCCAGGAUCGAUCGCCUUAUGGAAACUCAUAUUGAAAACAAAAUUACUAGGGGUCAGAUUCAGCCGAACUACGAAAAAUGGGUGGCUGUUAAAUUUUAUUUUCCUGAAAAGUGGCAAGGGUUCGGAAACGAAAGACCUCUAAUAAUAGAGUUUAUUGCUGGUGCUUUAUUUGGUGGAGGAGUUUUAUAUGGGCUGUGUAGACUAUUUUGCAACUCUUACAUUAGUUUUUCUCAGAGUACUGUAAUAUUUAUUGUAUUUUGCACGUAUUGUGGUCUUGCAAUGUUUAUAGUUGGCAGGCCGUACCUAAUGAUGUUACGUAGGUUUUCAGUCGACUUGCAUGGAGUCCGUGGGGCCCCAGAGUGCUGCAUACCGGCGGUACUGUACAAGUCGAAUGCACUGCCAGAUAUUCAACAACAUCUCAAGAUGAUAACAUGCACAGUAAAGAAUCCCCUGGAUGUUGCAAUAAGUAGAUUUUUUCAAUCUAGGAAUGAGAAGCAGUAUUUAGUAAUGCCAAACCUCUUCAACCACAUUGGGUUGUUCUCAUCACUUCAUCCUCAAGCUAAAAGUCCGCAUGAAUUUAUGGGCUAAAACCAUAGAGUUCUAUAUAAGAACUAGAGGGCGCACUGACCUAUAUACGCGACCCGGCAUGCGCGCAGGUGGCCAUUUUCUUAAUUGACAAAACUGGCAUCGUACAGCGUGUUUGUGCGGCCAUUUUGUAAGUUGACGAAACAGCAUUGCGUAACGUUCAAUAAACACGAACUCCAACGUGUGUUUCAUAUUAAAAGCACGUACAGAAUGACGCGCGCAUGUCUCCUUGCGAUCCCAGCGCAUUUGUGCAAGAAGCAUCAUCAGUGCGCCCUCUAGUUCUUAUAUAUAACUCUGGCUAAAACUAACUACAACACAGUUAUUAUAAAUAACUAAAUCUUUGCAACUAGUGUGACUAGUGUCAAAGUCGCGCCUAUUGAAUGCUUAGUCGAAGGGCGACUACCGUUUUUCAACUUCUCGGUUACAACUUUUUGUAAUAUUUAUUGUAAGCAUUCUAUCAUUGAUCAAGUACAUUUGUUUCAUUCAGUUACAGUAUGCCAACCUCCUGGAAAUAGUUUUUUAAAGAAAUAAUUCAAGUGCACUUAUAAUUUUUAUAUAAAGACCGUGUUAAAACUAAUGGAAGAUUAGCCAUCCAAAACUAUUAAUGAAAUACCAAUUUCCAUUUGGAGGAUUGGGAUACUGUGGGUGAAGGGAGGGGGGGGAGGGUAAACAACAGCCAUAAUAUUACUCAAAAUAUUUUUUAGCAUAAAACCUUACUUAUUAGUAAAGAGUUAUGGGGUGAGGUUGAUUGUAUAAAACAAUGUGACACUAACGGCUCCCUCUGAAGUGACGUAGUUUUAGAGAAAAAAGUAA